CUCUUUAAUGGGCUGCGGGUCCGCGCCGGGCUGAGACGCGUCGAGCCGAGCCGAGCCCUGAGGCACAGGGAGCCACGAUGCCGAACUGGGGAGGUGGCAACAAGUGCGGCGCCUGCGGCCGCAUCGUCUACCACGCUGAGGAGGUGCAGUGCGAUGGCAGGAGCUUCCACCGGUGCUGCUUCCUCUGCAUGGUCUGUCGGAAAAACUUGGACAGCACAACUGUAGCGAUUCAUGAUGCUGAAGUUUACUGCAAGUCUUGCUAUGGAAAAAAGUAUGGACCAAAAGGUUAUGGAUACGGCCAAGGGGCAGGAACGCUGAACAUGGACAGGGGAGAGAGACUAGGCAUCAAGCCUGAGAGCACGCCCUCUCCCCACCGACCCACAACAAAUCCGAACACUUCGAAGUUCGCCCAGAAGUUCGGAGGGGCCGAGAAGUGCUCCAGGUGUGGUGAUUCUGUGUAUGCAGCUGAGAAAGUAAUAGGAGCUGGAAAGCCAUGGCACAAAAACUGCUUCCGAUGUGCCAAGUGUGGAAAAAGCCUAGAAUCUACAACUCUAACUGAAAAAGAGGGAGAAAUCUAUUGUAAAGGCUGCUACGCGAAGAACUUUGGCCCCAAGGGAUUUGGAUACGGCCAGGGAGCGGGUGCCCUUGUUCACGCCCAGUGAGGAGGCACAGCUCACCACACUUAUGGCUCUGCUGAGAUCCUGCUACAAGAACCAAGAGUUUCCUAAAUGUUACUAACUACUGUGAAACAGCUACUAGUUACUGUAGUGCUUGGGCAGACACUCAGCAGAUGGUUAUUAAUGGUUUUUAAAAAGCACUGCUUUUUUCCUUGCUUUGUGUAUCACACUGUAACACUUUUAAUACUGAGUAUCAAUUUAAUAAAGCUUUGCUUAUUGAUAUAUCCUAAA
Melopsittacus undulatus (budgerigar) is the source of this 908-nucleotide messenger RNA. It is a transcript of the gene CSRP2, whose product is annotated as cysteine and glycine rich protein 2. NCBI's taxonomy places the organism in Eukaryota, Metazoa, Chordata, Aves, Psittaciformes, Psittaculidae. The record is from RefSeq and is a predicted model, not a curated record. Gene Ontology annotation, cellular component: cytoplasm. Gene Ontology annotation, biological process: actin cytoskeleton organization. Bases 78 to 662 code for a protein of 194 amino acids. The transcript is spliced from 6 exons.